Molecule: messenger RNA, 4753 nt
Organism: Lucilia sericata (common green bottle fly)
Lineage: Eukaryota; Metazoa; Arthropoda; Insecta; Diptera; Calliphoridae
Product: MPN domain-containing protein CG4751-like
Biological process (GO): double-strand break repair
Cellular component (GO): BRISC complex; BRCA1-A complex
Molecular function (GO): polyubiquitin modification-dependent protein binding; metallopeptidase activity
Source: RefSeq, a predicted model, not a curated record
AACAAAUAAAUUUUUUCGCAGCAGAUACACAAUUCAUCAACGAGUCUCCCGUAAAAUUUGUGCAAAAUAUCAUAAAAAUUUAUAAAAAUUAUUAAUAAAAUUGUGAGAAAAACAUAAUAUGCAGGAGGGUGAACUCGAACCACAGCCGGAUAAUGAAAAAAUGUUAGGAAAACAAAAUGAAUUGACUGGAAAUUCGAUGAAUGAAGAAAUAGACGCUUCAGUGACAGCAACGACUGCCAGCGAAGCCGCGAUGUCAUCGACUUUGUCAGACACAAUAACGCAGGUGAUUGCAGCGUCGGUAGCUUCAUUGGGAACAAGUGGUGCAGCGGCGUCUGCCACCACCACAACAUCUGUAGCUGGUGUAACAGCGGCGUCCUCCUCAUUAGAUACUGCAGCUGGUACUGUAGAUGCUGAGAGCGGACAAAUGGACAAAGCAGAGGAUAGUGAUGUGGGUGAGGAUGAUGCCGAUGAUGAGACUAAAGAAAACUAUGAAGGUUUCAAUGGCACUGGCCGCAAUAUCACCUUACAAACGCUAAUGGCGGCCAAUGUUUUACAACCCGGCAAAUCGGUUAUGACCAUAGAAUAUUUGGGACAAAAGUUUGUGGGUGAUUUGCUGCCCGAUGGCAAAAUUAAAUCCCAAGAAACUGAAACAGUAUUUCUAACGCCCAGUGCUUGGGCCAUGAAUUGUAAGCGUAUUAUUAAUCCCGAAAAGAAAAGUGGUUGCGGUUGGGGUUCCGUUAAGUAUAAAGAAAAAUUGGAUUCUUAUAAAAAUAGUUGGCUGCGUAAAUGUGCCUUACAAAAGGAUUCAAUUUCGGAGGAUAUUGAUGGGGAUGCUGAUAAAAAAUCCGAUUCCCCUAUGCCUGUCAUAAAACGUACUGUAUUUCAACAUAAUACCAUUAUUAAUCGUAAUGUUAUGCAUGAUGCAAAUAUGCUUAUAGAGGCAGUACCAUUUACAUCGGUUGGCAAACUACAACCAUUCCUAUUGACCAUGAACUCCUCCGCAUUGCUGUUGGCGGAUUUUCACUGUCAUUUGACUAUGCAUGAGGUGUGUGGUUAUUUGGGUGGCACCUGGGAUAUUAAUUCGCACACUUUGGCCAUAACAAAAGCCUAUCCCUGUCGCAAUACCCGCUUUGAUCGUUCUAAGGCUGGAGAGGUUGAACGUGAGAUACAAAAAGCCAUGAUGAAAGAUCAAUUAUUACUAGUGGGUUGGUAUCAUUCACAUCCCAAGUUUCAAGCUGAACCUACUUUACGAGAUUGUGAUGCUCAAUUGGAUUAUCAAAUUAAAAUGAGAGGAUCUUCUGAUGCCACCUAUACGCCCUGUGUGGCUUUAGUGAUAUCCCCUUACUUCGAUGAAAAUCCCACCUUGGAAUCGGUGGUUAAAUCAAUUUGGGUUAUGCCGCCCAAUGAAAAUAAACAAGCCUUGGAAUAUGGCCGCCCCAUGCUGAUGCAAUACUCAGUUUUACCCGAUAAAGAGAUACCCGAAGAGGUACGCACUGAAAUACAAUCCUGUGUUGAUUACUACACACAAUUUCGCAAUGAAGUGGUACGCUUCUCGAGCGUCUUCAGUGACGAUGUUACUUAUAUAGAAAAACUGAAAAAUACUCUUUAUCCCAAGUUUCCAAUGAAGCAAAAUGAUAAAGCUUUAUGGAAUUGGAUAUGUGCCGUUUUGGGUUGUGAGCAGGAAGAUGAUUUUAUACCACCAAAAACCAUUAAAAUCAUUGACACUAAAGAAGAAUUGCCGAAAUUGCAUAUGGAUACAAAAUUGGAAAUUAAACCGGAGGAUGAAUUAAAGUGUGAUGAUUUGACUACAAAACAAUUAAGCUCAGCUGAGGAGGCUUUAAGAGCGGCUGAGGAACAACAGCAGGCGGAACAGAAAGCCAGUGAACUAAAGGUUUUAUCUUUGCAAGAACAAUUAUGUUUGCCUUCUGGUCUCAAUAUGAAUCCUGUAAGAAUGUUAUCGCCCUUGGCCACACCAAAUCCUAUUGCAACCACCACCACAGCCACUACAAAUGCUACUAGCAUUCCUCCCAUUAUACCGCCUCUAGUGCAACCACCGACAGUUCCUCCCCCGGGUUUGCUGCCACCUAUGCCUCCUUCUUUGCCAUCAUUGCCACAGUUGCCUACAGCAACCCCUAACUUGCCCUCUGCCUCACCCAGAGACAGUCCCAUCACCAUACCUUCAAACUCGGCUUCUCCGGCCAAAUUUGAAAUGCCCGUAAGAGCCUCUCCUUCACCAGCCAAGUCUGAUACGUCUUCACACACUUCAAGGACUCGCAACUCUCCAGCACCCAGUCCCGGCAAGUUCAGUAUUAGUGAUAUAGCCCGCAACAGCCCUAGUAUUACACCCACCAACAAAUUUGAUCCCACAACAGGGGCUUUAGUGCCGCCCACUGUUUCCUCCUCAACAGCGCAUGGCAUGCCCUCGGCUAAUGAUUUGAUGGCUGCUAGUUUGGCUCAAUUGGCCGGCCAACUGCCGCCUAAUUUCCUGCAAACCGAUUUGGCCGCACUCUUCCAACAACGCAAAGAUUAUGGCAGUACAUCGCUCAAUCAAUUGGCUGCAGCCGCCGCAAAAGUAGGAGGACAAAAUAAAUCACAAAACGCCACAGCCACAUCCACCUCAGCUGCAGCCCAAUCUGGAGUACCCGAUUUCUCUGAUCCCAAUGUGGCUGCCGCUGUGGCCGCUUACUCACAAAGCUUCAACAUGCCUCGCCUGCAAGAUAUGAUGCCACAGGCAGCAGCUCCUACACCCACACCAAGCAAAUCAAAAGAGAGAUCCUCCAAAUCGUCUUCAUCAUCAUCUUCUUCGUCCUCAUCAUCCACUUCGUCGAACUCGUAUAAAACUAAACUAAUGAAAGAAUUGGAUGAAUUGAAAAAUGAUCCCUUGAAAAUGAGUGAACUCAUAAGAUCACCAGAAUAUGCAGCUCUUUUACUGCAACAAGCCGAAGCUUUGGGAGCUACCACUUUGGGCACUUUGGGAUUUGGAGCUGAUUUUAGUUAUCUAACAGGAGGCGCUGGUAUGCAACCUUCAACCUCCUCGGCCUCAUCUUCAGCUGGAGGUAAAAGUAAAAAUUCUUCAGCAGCAGCUGCUGCGGCCAAUGCAGCCGCUGUAUCGGCGGCAGCUUUAACGGCUGACUAUAAUAAUCUUAUACAAGCCUCCAAGCUAUUGGGUUACGAUUCAUAUUUACAGCAGCAAACAAAAAAUAAUGAUUUAAAUGCUUUCAUACAACAACAAAUGGCGGCUGCCGCAGCUGCUGUACAGGUACCCUCAGCUCCUACUCCCAGCACUUCCAAAAAGCAGCAGCAGCAACAGGCGCAAGCACAGGCUCAGGCACAGGCUCAAGCACAGGCUCAGGCACAAGCUCAAGCACAGGCCCAAGCUCAGGCUCAAGCUCACAACGAUUAUACUCAACUCUUGCAAACAUACACCAAGUUUUUCGAUCCCAACUUUGGAGCUUUAAUAGCGGCUAAAGGUGCAGGUCCCUCUUCACAUGAAUUGUCUGCCUUGCUAUCAGCCGGCGUGGGAGGAGCUAGCGGUCCCUCCACCUCCUCCUCUUCAUCGAAACAAAAACAAAAGGAAGCUCAACAGCAACUCACCCAACAAACUGAUAUGUUAAAUCAGCUAUUGCAAUCGGAAAAGCAACAAAGCGAUCUUAAUGCUUUACUCUAUCAUCAAAACAAAGCUGCCGCUGACUUAAAUGCUCUAUUCGCACAACCUACCGGUCAGCCACCAUCGGCAAAUACACCAUCAUCCUCCAAAUCAGGCGGUGGAGGCUCAGGACCUAAUUCCACUGGUGCUCCCUCACCUUUAACUGAUCCCGCUGCUGCUUAUUAUAAUGCUUUGGCCCAUGAGAAAAUUCAAGAUUAUGCCGCUUUCUUUCAACAGCAACAACAACAAGCUGGUAAAUUUGGUAUACCCGAUCCUUUAGCUAAGUCAACAUUAGCCGCUAACAAUCUGUUCAUGUCUCCUUCAGCUUUGUUGAAAAUGCAGCAAGAGUCGAUAAAUGCCAUGAUGAUGAAACCACCCAAGUCGACUUCAUCCUCCUCCCGUACACGGGAAUCGUCGGCCUCACCAGCCCUGGAACGUCUAACACCCACAAAAUCAGCCUUGUCUGGAGUCGGUGGUGGCGGCGGCGGUUCGGGAGGUGGUAAAUAUAAUUUUAGUGCUGUAGAUUUGGCCAUUUCUAGUGUACCCUCCAAUACUCCUUCACCAGCUCCUUCCGAUGGCAGUAACUCUUCUUCGCAUCGACGUCCUUCGAAUACGCCUCCCGUGGAUUUGACCCGUCUGUAUGGUGAGUUGGCACCACCCGGUUCCCUGGCCGCUCUCAGUGUUGGUCUGGCCAAUGCCGGCUUAGCCAAUGCUGCCACCAAAAAACGCAUGGAAUUUUCCUCAAUUGCCGACUUGGCUGCUCCACCACCAGCUAAAAUACCCAAGACGGGUGAUGAUGUUUUGAAUCUCUCAAAUGAAUAAAUCAAGAAUCGAAGAAGACUCAACAUUCAAUCAUAUUUUUAAGACUCACACACACACAUCAUUUUCUUAUUUAAAUAAGUAAGAGUAUUAUUUUUGAAAAAGAACAGUUUUAAAUUGAAUAAUAACAGUAAUAUUAGCUUAAGAUUUGUAAUAAACUUGAGCUGUUUAAAAGUCCCCAACUCAUAGAAUGCUAUAAUUUGAAUGCUACAGAUUUUGUAAAGUAAGAAAAAAAGACAAACAAAUAUUUAGAAAAUUUAAAUUAAAAAAUAUCACUUGUAUUUGGUU